Messenger RNA from Penicillium taxi, 435 nucleotides. RefSeq lists its product as uncharacterized. Bases 1 to 435 code for a protein of 144 amino acids. Lineage: Eukaryota; Fungi; Ascomycota; Eurotiomycetes; Eurotiales; Aspergillaceae. The record is from RefSeq and is a predicted model, not a curated record. The transcript is spliced from 2 exons.
AUGGCUCCCUCCACACCAAAGAUCAAUAUCAAUCCUACCAAAAGCUCUGGAUCUGGAAUCAAAAAGAAGAGUGCGCGAGCCCCCCGUCCUGUCUUGCCCAAUGACGCUCCAGCAAUUAUGACCCCUAGCGAUGCCACCAUGAUGGAGAAAAAUCUCUUCCGGCUCUGGGCAUUCUACAAGACAACCUCGAAUGUCAUUCCCCGCCAUGGUGAUAUUGCCGAGAUCCUCGGCAUCACUAAUCAAACUUCUCGUAAUCGUUUUGCCGCUAUCAGAGCUUUGAUGGGAUUGAUUCAAAUCCGAGCUGAAAAGGAGGCGCCUUCUGCUGAGGAGAAGACCAAGAAUGCGGAAGGAGACGAAGCUGAGGCGAGGAUGCAAUUCAGCAAAAAAAAAAAAAAAAAAAAGUCAAGGAUGAAGAAACUAAGGAUGAAGGAAUGA